This is a messenger RNA of Drosophila hydei, 509 nucleotides long. RefSeq names its product general odorant-binding protein 99a (gene Obp99a). NCBI's taxonomy places the organism in Eukaryota, Metazoa, Arthropoda, Insecta, Diptera, Drosophilidae. Bases 31 to 459 code for a protein of 142 amino acids. The transcript is spliced from 2 exons. The record is from RefSeq and is a predicted model, not a curated record. Gene Ontology annotation, biological process: sensory perception of smell. Gene Ontology annotation, molecular function: odorant binding.
UCGUGGUGGCGCACACUGAAAGGCAUCAAGAUGAAAUACCUCAUUGCACUCUGCAUGCUGAUCAGCUUGGUCUCAGCCGAGUAUGUCAUCAAGAAUAAAGAAAAUAUGCUGAGCUACCGUGAGGAGUGCGUCAAGGAGCUGAAGGUGCCCGCAGAACUGGUCGAACAGUACCAGAAAUGGGUGUAUCCCAAUGAUGCACAGACCCAGUGCUACCUCAAGUGCGUCUUCACCAAGUUCGGGCUGUUCGACAUCCAAUCUGGCUUCAAUGUGGAGAACGUUCAUACGCAGCUGAGCCGUGGCAACGCCAACCACGACGAUGCGCUGCAUGGCCAGAUUGCAGUCUGUGUGGAUAAGAACGAGCAGGGCUCGAACGCCUGCGAAUGGGCUUGGCGUGGCGCCGACUGUCUGCUUAAGAAUCAUUUGAAGCUGGUGCAGCAGAGCCUGGCACCCGUAUCAUAAUUUAUAACUUUAACUUCCGACUGACCAACAAUUUUGUAAUUUUCAUUAAU